CACAAUGAGGGCCUGCUUGUUCCUCCUCGCCAUCGUCGGCGCGUGCAGCGCCAACAUCCUCCGCCACCAGUUCUAUCCUCAGAUGGACCUGGUCUUCCAACCCUUGGACACCGAGCUUCAAUUCAGAAGACCUGCAGUCGACAGCCAAGAAAGAUACAUCUACGAAGACAACAGCGACUACCCAGCCCCACGCGUCGUCUCCAAGGAAUUCUCGUCGCCCUUCUUCAGCAAAGUCAUCCGUGAAGAAAUCCCCAAAUACGGAGAUUCUGUCGCCUGGAAGGGUAUCCACAUCGCCGUCGGACCUAAAUCGCCCGUCAACAAUAAGAAUGAUAUCGAGAGGAUCUUCAGCGACGCCUACAGAACCCUGCAGCACAUUACCGAAGAGGACAAGCAAAAGUUCCACCAGACUUACGAAACAGCCAUCCACGCUGAAGGUGAUCACGAACAUUUGAACGCCACUCAACUUCUCCAGAAGAACAAAUACCAAGUGGAGGAGCACACCGUGCAAACCGACGAUGGUUACAUCCUUACAAUGAUCCGUGUCUUACCCAGAGAAGAAACGACCGUACUCAAGCGUCCCGUAGUAUUCCUGAUGCAUGGUCUGUUAGGAAGCGCUGACGACUGGCUAUUGAUGGGCCCAGGAAAAUCCCUCGCUUACAUGCUAGUCGAUGCGGGUUUCGAGGUCUGGCUCGGUAACGCCCGUGGAAGCAGGUACUCCCGCCGUCAUGUCAGCAAGCACCCAGUCCAAGCUGACUUUUGGAAAUUCAGCAUUGACGAAAUCGCACAGCACGAUCUCCCCGCCAUGAUUGACUACGUUCUACGCACUUCAGAAGAGGAUAAAGUAUUCUACGUCGGCCACUCCCAAGGCACAACUGCAUUCUUUGCCCUCGCUUCCACUCGUCCCGAGUACCGCAGGAAGAUCGCCAUGAUGUACGCCUUAGCUCCCAUGGUUUACAUGACUAACGCACGCAGCCCCUUCGUGCGCAUGAUCGCACCAAACAGCCCCUUUUUCGAAACCCUCCAGAAGCAAUUGGGCUACGGCGAAUUCAGAUUGCCCAAGGAGCUGAUCCACACAAUCGGAGGUGACAUGUGCGAGAAACAAGUAGGAUGCAAGUACUUGUGCUCCAACGUAAACUUCGUCGUCUCCGGAUUGAAUCCAUUGAAUAUGGAUGUCGAUUUGAUCCACGAAAUCUUGUCCCACUUGCCCGCUGGAGCGUCAACCAGGCAGAUGAAGCAUUAUGGUCAAGCUCUAUCAUCAGAUGAGUUCAGGAAAUACGAUUACGGUAUUGACACCAACACUGCCGUGUACGGGACGACAGCGCCACCGAAAUACAACAUGACCGAAGUUAAGGUGCCAGUAGCUAUUUACUGGAGCGAGGAUGACUGGCUGGCGCAUCCUAUGGAUGUGGAGAGGCUGCACAGAGAACUGCCAGACGUGAGAGACUACUACAAGGUGCCAGAGGAGCACUUCACCCACAUGGACUUCCAGUUCUCUCGCAGAGCUCCCGUAGUCAUCAACCAGAGAUUAGUAGAAUCCAUCAAAAACCACUACUAAACUUAUUUUUAUCAUUUAAUUUAGUCUUUUGUAUGUCAAUGAUAAGAUUUGUCUAAUGCAUAGUUAUAAUUUUAAAUUCAUAAUUCACCGUCCAUAAUAUGUUACGAAAUACAUAUUUGUUUAUUUA
This is a messenger RNA of Colias croceus (clouded yellow), 1682 nucleotides long. RefSeq names its product lipase 3-like. The transcript has a single exon. The record is from RefSeq and is a predicted model, not a curated record. The coding region runs from base 5 to 1555 and encodes 516 amino acids. NCBI's taxonomy places the organism in Eukaryota, Metazoa, Arthropoda, Insecta, Lepidoptera, Pieridae. Gene Ontology annotation, biological process: lipid metabolic process.